Messenger RNA from Sorex araneus (European shrew), 2787 nucleotides. RefSeq names its product tripartite motif containing 7 (gene TRIM7). The record is from RefSeq and is a predicted model, not a curated record. Lineage: Eukaryota; Metazoa; Chordata; Mammalia; Eulipotyphla; Soricidae. The transcript has 7 exons. Gene Ontology annotation, molecular function: zinc ion binding; protein binding. Bases 1 to 1503 code for a protein of 500 amino acids.
AUGGCCGCGGUGGGCCCGCGGGCCGGGCCGGGCGCCGGGGCGGAGGCGCUGGCCCUGGCGGCCGAGCUGCAGGCCGAGGCCACCUGCGCCAUCUGCCUGGAGCUGUUCCGCGAGCCCGUGUCGCUCGAGUGCGGCCACAGCUUCUGCCGGGCCUGCAUCGCGCGCUGCGGGGAGCGCGCUGGGGCCCCCCGCGCCGCGCCCGCGCCGCCGCCGCCGUGUCCGCAGUGCCGCGAGCCCGUGCGCGCCGCCCAGCUCCGGCCCAACCGGCCGCUGGCCGCCGUGGCCGCGCUGCUGCGCCGCUUCGGGCCCGCCGGACCCGGGGCCGCGGCUCCGGGGGGCCCCGGCGCGCCCGUCUGCGCGCUGCACCACGAGCCGCUCAAGCUCUUCUGCCAGGACGACGGGCGCGCCAUCUGCGUGGUGUGCGACCGCGCCCGCGACCACCGCGACCACACCGUGCUGCCCCUGGACGAGGCGGUGCAGGAGGCCAAGGAGCUCCUGGAGACCAGGCUGAAGGCUUUGAAGAAGGACCUGGAGGACUUUGAGGUGUUCCGUUCCACAGAAGAGAAAGAGAGCGCAGAGCUUUUGAAGCAGAUGGCAGCUGAGCGGGAGAAGGUAGGGGCCGAGUUCCAGGCGCUCCGGGCCUUCCUGGUGGAGCAAGAGGGCCGGCUCCUGAGCCGCCUGGAGGAGCUGUCCCGCGAGGUGACGCAGAAGCAGAACGAGAACCUGGCCCAGCUCGGGGGCCAGAUCACCCACCUUGCGAAGCUCAGCAGCCAGCUGCAGGAAACCGUGUGCAAGCCCGACCUUGACUUCCUGCAGGAUUUCAAAAACACACUCAACAGAUGUAGCAAUGUGCCUGCCCCCAAGCCCACCACAAUUGCUUCUGAAAUGAAAAGUAAAGUAUGGAAUGUCUCCCUCAAGACCUUUGUCCUCAAGGGGCUAUUCAAGAAGUUUAAAGAAGAUCUUCGGGGAGAGCUGGAGAAAGAGGAGAAAGUGGAACUGACCUUGGACCCUGACACAGCCAACCCCCGGCUCAUCCUCUCCUUGGAUCUCAAGAGCGUGCGCCUCGGCCAGCGCGCCCAGGACCUGCCCAGCCACCCGCGCCGCUUCGACACCAACACCCGGGUGCUGGCCUCCUGCGGCUUCACGUCGGGCCGCCAGCACUGGGAGGUGGAGGUGGGCGCCAAGGACGGCUGGGCCUUCGGGGUGGCCCGCGAGAGCGUGCGGCGCAAGGGCCUCACAGCCUUCACCCCAGAGGAGGGGGUCUGGGCGCUGCAGCGCCACGGCGGCCAGUACUGGGCAGUGACCAGCCCCCAGCGGACGCCCCUCAGCUGCGGCCCCCUGUCCCGCGUGCGCGUGGCCCUGGACCUCGAGGUGGGCGCUGUGUCCUUCUACGCCGCUGAGGACAUGCGCCACCUUUACACCUUCCGCGUCAACUUCCAGGAGCGCGUCUUCCCCCUGUUUUCUGUCUGCUCCACCGGGACCUACCUGCGCAUCUGGCCUUGAGGGGGUCUCCAGGCCCCCCAGAGACCACCGUGCUGGAUUCCUCUAGCUGUUCACAAGACAGAAUCUUUGGCCACCAGCCCCAAAACUUCCUGGCUGUGUUUGGGUGGUGGUGGCGGGAGCCACACCGUGGAUGCUCAGGGCUCACUCCUGGCGUGUCCUGGGGGUUGAACCCUGGUCAGCUCCGUGCAGGCAAUGCUUUAUCCACCAUACUUCCUCUAGCCCGUUUGUUUCACAUCAUACCUGCUCAUCCUGGCUUUCACAGGGGAUCAUGCGUGGUCCCAGGGGUCAAGCCUGGGUCAGCUGCAUGCAAGAUAAUCGCCUUCCUGCUGUCCUGUCUCUCCAGUCCCCUUCCUGGCCAUUUGGUGCUGACCAGCAGUGUUCCACUCCAGGCUGCCCCAGAGGCGGACUAGAGGUGUGCUUGGGGGGAAAUGACCUCUGUGGUCAGCUGGGCGGGGGAAGUCGAGAUGCCAUGGCCCCUUGAGUCCUGCUGCUGCUUGACCUCAGCAUCUGGGUCUGGCUGGAGCCGUGGGGAGGCUGAUGAGAGCUGGAGAAGUGUUCCUGGCAGAGGGCGUCUGCCCCCGUGUUCCCGUCCUCGCCCAGCAAGGCUCUGCAGCGCCACAGAACAGCACGAGCCUUGGCCCCCGUUGAUCUCAGUUUGCCCACAUCCUUCCACCAGCAGAGUCUGCCUUCUGGAAUCUGGCUUGAGAGGCACACUGGGCUCCCAGUUUGAAAGGUCCAGAAUUUUCCACAGGAGCAUUCCCCUCCCCCCGCUGAAAGCCUGGUGAUACAGAGUGGUGCGUGUCACUUCAGCUACGGAGAGCCAGCUACUUUCAAUGGCCUACCCCCCUUCACAUGGUGAAGUCCAGACACUGAUGGGACAGAGCAGCAGGCAAGGGGCUGGUCUUGCAUAUGACUGACCCAGGUUUGAUUCCUGGCACCCAAGAGCACCUCCAGGAGUGAUCUCUGAGCACAGAGCAAGGAGUAAGCCCUGAGUGCUGCUGGGUGUGGCCCCCAAACAAAACAAGCGUCCCAGUACAGUUUCCCUGGGGUCAGGAGAAGUGCUAAGAUUCUGAAACAGAGGACAGCUACUCAAUUUGAUGGACGCACAACCUUGAUCCUUGUCUUCUGUCAAUCGAAGAGAACCUUUGUUUCAUGGCCUGCUCAGCCAGGCAGACAUUUGUUCUUUGGCAAACUGUUCCUCAGCUUCUGUUUGGGGGGGUGGCAGUGGUGGGGGUCCCCUGCUCAGAGGUCCUCAGGGUGAUGGAAAUACAGACUGUGAGUUCA